Messenger RNA from Ipomoea triloba (trilobed morning glory), 1125 nucleotides. Its product is annotated as fra a 1-associated protein-like. The coding region runs from base 137 to 961 and encodes 274 amino acids. The record is from RefSeq and is a predicted model, not a curated record. NCBI's taxonomy places the organism in Eukaryota, Viridiplantae, Streptophyta, Magnoliopsida, Solanales, Convolvulaceae. The transcript has 2 exons.
ACUACUUAUAUUCUCUCUGUAUACUUUCCUCAUAUUUUUUCAUAUUCUCGUUAUUAUUAGUUAGUUAUUCUAGUAGUGUUGGUCUGCCGGUCUAUAUAUACUCGCCGGUUAUUGAAUUGUUCACCAAGCAAAAGAGAUGGGUUGGGUUUGGCAAAACGACGAUGACGAUGUUUCCCGCCGCUCCGGCGAUAACCCUAGCAUGUCAUCAGCCGGGGACGACGGCGGCCAGUGCGACACCCGGAAAGUCCUAAGGACACAGUGCCGAAUCGAGGAGUCCGAGCCUGGCAAGUUCGUCCGAAAGUGCGAGAAGACCGAGGAGAUCUUCAAGGACUGCGUCGGAAGGCUGCCUGAGAUGGUGCAAUCUAACAAAGAGUACACCGAGGAAGAUGUAACGAACCAAAUGAAUAAAGGGUUUGCUUUGCCAGCUUUGGAGUCAUCACAUCAAACGCCUUUCGACUUCCCUGGGCUGCGCAGUGAUAUUGAAGCCAUGGAGCGCAACUUCUUCACUGGCCUUGACCGCUUCUUUGGAGCAGCCGAGGACACCAUGAAUGGAUUCUUCGGCUCAUUUGGCACCCCUGGAGUCUACAAUGGUGAUCAAUCCUCCUCAGCAAGGACCCGAGGUAUACCAGGUCCAGAAGCAGCCAAGGACACCAUGAAUGGAUUCUUCGGCUCAUUUGGCACCCCUCGAGUCUACAAUGGUGAUCAAUCCUCGUCAGCAAGGACCCGAGGUAUACCAGUUCCAGAAGCAGCCAAGGACACCAUGAAUCGAUUCUUCGGCUCAUUUGGCACCCCUCGAGUCUACAAUGGUGAUCAAUCCUCCUCAGCAAGGACCCGAGGUAUACCAAUGGAACGCAACCCCCCGAAGGAACCUUCAACUGAAGUGAACACUUCUGAUGCAAGAUUUUAUUUGAACGGAAUUGCUGCAGGAUUUGAUUUUUCAGGACGUUCCAAAGAUGUCUGAAGCUAGUUUUUUAGAGGUUUUGGCUAUGGAGUUUGCAGAGUAGUUUGAUAGCUUUUUCAUAGUAUUGUUUGUGACCCAGAAUGUGGCUUAGAAAUUCAUAAUAUAAUUCUUUUAUUAUAUAAAAUGUUAAAUUGAUCAAUGGAAGCAACAUCUUUUUUUUUAAA